Molecule: messenger RNA, 1651 nt
Organism: Sesamum indicum (sesame)
Lineage: Eukaryota; Viridiplantae; Streptophyta; Magnoliopsida; Lamiales; Pedaliaceae
Product: eukaryotic initiation factor 4A-8
Molecular function (GO): ATP binding; nucleic acid binding; RNA helicase activity
Source: RefSeq, a predicted model, not a curated record
CCACCCACAAUUUUUGCAAACAACAAAACCACCUAUCUCUUCUUGCAACGUCUCGUCUCUCUUCUCUCACUCCGCGGCGCAGAUCCGAGGAGUAAUUCACCACUUUGACCAAUCACACAGACGCCAACCAUUCCCAGGAUUUUCUUUUUUCUGAUUCAAAGUUAUGGCAGGUUUGGCACCGGAAGGAUCACAAUUUGAUACUCGUCACUAUGAUACAAAGAUGAAUGAAUUGCUUCAAUCUGAUGGACAAGAAUUCUUCACAUCUUAUGAUGAGGUUUAUGAUAGUUUUGAUGCUAUGGGUCUUCAAGAGAACCUCCUUAGAGGCAUCUAUGCUUAUGGCUUUGAGAAGCCCUCUGCCAUCCAGCAAAGGGGCAUUGUUCCAUUCUGCAAGGGCCUUGAUGUUAUUCAGCAGGCUCAAUCUGGAACUGGAAAAACUGCUACCUUCUGUUCUGGCAUCUUGCAGCAGCUUGAUUAUGGUUUAACACAGUGCCAGGCGUUGGUUUUGGCACCUACUAGAGAACUAGCUCAACAGAUUGAGAAAGUUAUGCGAGCUCUGGGCGACUACCUUGGUGUUAAGGUUCAUGCUUGCGUAGGUGGAACCAGCGUCCGUGAAGAUCAGCGAAUUCUUUCAGCUGGGGUUCAUGUUGUUGUUGGCACCCCGGGCCGUGUUUUUGACAUGUUACGGAGACAGUCACUUCGUGCUGAUUAUAUCAGAAUGUUUGUCUUGGACGAGGCAGAUGAAAUGCUGUCACGAGGUUUUAAGGAUCAGAUUUAUGAUAUCUUCCAGUUGCUUCCAACUAAAGUUCAAGUUGGGGUCUUCUCUGCUACAAUGCCUCCAGAAGCCCUAGAAAUCACCCGUAAGUUCAUGAACAAACCCGUAAGGAUCUUGGUUAAGCGAGACGAACUAACUCUUGAGGGUAUUAAGCAAUUCUACGUCAAUGUUGAAAAGGAAGAGUGGAAGUUGGAGACUCUCUGUGACCUUUACGAGACGCUAGCCAUCACACAGAGCGUCAUCUUUGUUAACACCAGACGGAAGGUCGAUUGGCUGACCGACAAAAUGCGAGGUCGGGACCACACUGUCUCGGCCACCCAUGGAGACAUGGACCAGAACACUCGAGACAUCAUCAUGCGCGAAUUCCGCUCUGGCUCAUCUCGCGUUCUCAUCACCACCGACCUCUUGGCUCGUGGUAUCGAUGUUCAGCAAGUAUCUCUUGUCAUAAACUAUGAUCUCCCCACACAGCCAGAAAACUAUCUGCACCGUAUCGGAAGAAGUGGACGGUUUGGGAGAAAAGGAGUUUCCAUCAACUUCUUGACGAAGGAUGACGAGAGAAUGCUCCACGACAUCCAGAAGUUCUACAACGUUGUCAUCGAAGAACUUCCGUCCAACGUUGCCGAUCUUCUUUGAGGUGGUCUUUUUGGGUUUUAUUUCAGUAAAGGGCUCCCUUCAUUCUUUUUUCUUAUUGCUAGUUACUAUGGUUUUCUUUUUUGGUUAUUGUCAAUUUAUUCUGCAAAGGUUGUUUGUUACCAGCUGCUGAUGAAAUUGGGAGCCUGGUAAUAACCUUUGCAAUUUUAUCCUUAGUUAGGAUUUCUGUAACGUACUCAAUUCUUUUGCCCAAAAUUUCAUUUAAUUCUAAAUGAAGUUUAUCUCUAA